Rhincodon typus (whale shark) is the source of this 1087-nucleotide messenger RNA. RefSeq names its product pyruvate dehydrogenase complex component X (gene pdhx). The record is from RefSeq and is a predicted model, not a curated record. Gene Ontology annotation, biological process: pyruvate decarboxylation to acetyl-CoA. Gene Ontology annotation, cellular component: pyruvate dehydrogenase complex; mitochondrion. NCBI's taxonomy places the organism in Eukaryota, Metazoa, Chordata, Chondrichthyes, Orectolobiformes, Rhincodontidae. The transcript is spliced from 8 exons. Gene Ontology annotation, molecular function: acyltransferase activity.
AUGGUUUUUCACUUGUACUCUGACACUGAAUAUGUGAAUUUUUACAGGGACGCCCUGAAUAUGUUGAAGCUAAAAGGUACCAUGACACCGUCCAGGACAGCAGCUAGUGCCCCUGUGCAACCUCCUGUGAAGGGCAGUGAAGUAGCAACAAGCGCACCUGGAUAUGCCCGGCCCUUCACACCACCAGUCUCCAUUCCAGGACAGCCGUUAGCUCCGGGCACAUUUACAGAAAUCCCAGCAAGCAACAUUCGGCAAGUUAUUGCACGGAGACUAACAGAAUCCAAGACCACAAUCCCUCACUCAUAUGCUAGUAUUGACUGUAACAUUGACCAAAUCUUGAAGCUGAGGAAGCAGCUCGCCAAAGAGGAUAUUUGAGUUAGAAUCGGAAGUUUUCUUGACAGGCAAGGUGCUGGAACUCUGGAGCAAAUGCCGGAUGUGAAUUCCACCUGGAGCAAUGAGGGCCCUCAUCAGCUCAGCUCCAUCGACAUCUCAGUGGCUGUAGCCACGGAUCGUGGUCUGGUUACACCAAUCGUCCGAGAUGCUGCCACCAAGGGAAUAGAAGAAAUUUCCACGGUGGUCAAGACACUUGCAAAGAAAGCAAAAGCAGGAAAGCUGUUACCGGAGGAAUAUCAGGGAGGAUCUUUCAGCAUCUCCAAUUUGGGAAUGUUUGGAAUCAGCGGCUUCAGUGCUGUCAUUAACCCACCUCAAGCUUGUAUCCUGGCCAUUGGGCAGUCCCGCCAUGAUCUGACCAUUUCCGAAGAUGACAAAGGCAACCACAAACUCUGCCGGAAAGACAUGAUGACAGUCACCCUGUCUAGCGAUGGCCGGGUGGUGAAUGAUGAGCUUGCGUCUCAGUUUUUGGAGAGCUUCAAGCUUAACCUCGAGAAUCCAAAAUUAUUAGCUGUGCUCUAGGCUGCAGUCUGGACUUCACCAUACAAAGGAUUAGGGAUAUUACGUGGAAGACAUUACAGAGUGUUCCUAUAAUGGAGUUUAUUUUAUUUUUAGUCUUGUGACAAUGCAGGUGAAUCCCUAUCCUGCCUUUACCUAUGUGUAAGGCCAAAUAAAAUAACUUUGUUAUUUAUUUCAA